CCCAAAGGUCGCGCAGUAUCGCAGCUCGCCACGGGCUCAGAGAUCACUAGUGCGCCGUGAUCGCGCUAGGAACAACGUAGUUCUUAUCCAAAAUGAAAAUCGUGCUAAUUUUAUUGGUUUGUUUGGCGGCAAGUCGGGCCGACGACUUGGGGCAAGCCGCGGGCCAGAUCUUCAACAGUAUCUUGCCCAAUUUGAUCGGCAACUCUAUAACUGGUCAACAAGGAAACACUGCUACCAACACUCUUCAGCAGAUAGGAACUGUAGUGGGCGGUGUCGUCGACUAUGCCAAGAAGAAGAGCUACGAGGAUAUGCUGCGUCAGGUGCAGGAUUCGACCACAGAUGAAGAUAUCCUGAGAGUCAGCGAGGAAAUGUUCAAUGCGGAUAUCAACAACGCUUUGCCAUACAUCCAAGUGAAUUUGCAAGGCCAGACCAGCGCUCUGUCGAAGGACGACAAGGCGCCUUCAAACCUCCUGAGCGUGCCUGAGAACGUGUGGAACGGACCAACCAUCAGGCCUUUUGUUGCUCUCUUCGACAACUACCACAAAAACGUGAUUAGACCAGAAUUCGUCACACCUAAUGAGGAAACGGAACAAGUCACUUUUAUAAACACAAUCCUUGCGACCGGGCCAGUAAGGAGUCUAAUGAACUUUUUGGUCAGCAAAGGUCUGACUCAGAUGAACGAAUACAAUGAGCAAGUGCAAUUGCUGAAGAAAAUCUGGUUCACAAAAUACGCGCGCCAUUGGACCGGCCUGUGCAAGUGCAGCUGUGCUUUCGAGAACAUUUUCAUGGCCGAACUUAAGUCCAACGAUGUACUUGGUCUGCACAGUUGGCUUUUCUUCGCAAAGCGUGAACAAGACCGCAAAGCCAAUUAUUUGGGCUACAUAGACAAAUUGGACCUAUCCGGGAAAGGAAUGAUUCUGAAGCAGCACUCCGUCUUGAGUGAGACUAAAGACGCCCCGGAGGUGACGAUGUUCGUCGGCACUUCGCCGGAGUUGGAGCUGUCCCUGUAUACUCUAUGCUUCAUGGCUCGCCCCGACCGGCCCUGUAGGCUGCGCUACAACAACAUCAACUUCUCCAUACAAACCAAGACCUUGAAAUCAGAAAAUGUGAUGCUUAUCGACACCGCAUACCCCAUCUACUAAAUUAAUAAACCAUAUAUUUCAAUGCCUCAGCAUAUACUCCAUACGUGAUAUUUAUAUACUUACCUAAAUUGUAAAACCUAGAGCUUUCUCAUAUUUACUUCAAUAGAUAUAAAUAAAUGUUCCCAAAACAGGAGCUUGCUAUGUACUAAAACAUAGAUAAUGCCAGAACCGAGCAAGUUAUCAGUCUGAUCCGCAGGUCGUGGCCUCACGAUAAGCAAGUAAUUAAACACGAAUUUCGCAAUAACUUAUUUCAAGUAUUGAUAAUGAUAAAAUAAUAAAACAAUUUUAAUGUAAACAUCUUUUUAUUGCAACAUUUCUCUAAAACACAGACUAAGUAUAGGACAAAAUCCACAUAGAUACUGAUGUUAUGUAAAAUACUUGAUGUUGUAUGACGAUACGGUUACAAGAAGUGCAAUCCAUGAAAUUAUUGUCUAAAAUGGCACAAAGUAUUCUGACACCAGCUAGUCUUCGGUACAAUAAUUCGUAACACUAUAAUUACAAAGGUAGGUUAGUGAGUUGAACAAGAUACUGCGUCACAAGAACACCUACUAUACGGCAAGGAACAAUAAUAACGUUUUCAACGCAUAAAUAUAAAUAUCCAAACGAAACAAAAGAAAAAUAUUAAC
Spodoptera exigua (beet armyworm) is the source of this 1768-nucleotide messenger RNA. The record is from the annotation of a GenBank genome assembly. NCBI's taxonomy places the organism in Eukaryota, Metazoa, Arthropoda, Insecta, Lepidoptera, Noctuidae.